AUGCCACAUUUCCCCAUGGACACCGGCUUCCAGUCCAGCGCAGUCACAGAUGCAGACGUGCCCGAUGAGAAACAACGCUCCGUCCAGAUCAAGAACCGUCGCAAGCGGUAUCUGGACCAGCACCCCGAGUACUUCUCGGCGGAGCUUGAGCUAGCCGACCCAUUACUAUACGACCGCCUCAUUCGCCGAUUCCAAACACCGCAAGAACGAGAAGCGCAGGGCCGCGCGAAAGGAUUCUCCGGCGUCUUAGAGGCAGAUCUAUUGCGCUCGGAGGCUAAGGUCGAUGCGCUGGCGCACCCGGAUCCUAACUCCAUGCUGAGCUAUACUCGUGGUCCGGAUGGAGAGAUUCUGGCCGAGGAUCGUGAUGAUAUCCCCGCCAACAAGGAGGAAGGGCAGAAGACUUGGCAGUGGGAGAUGGCGUUGCGGUUUAUGAGAGGCGAUGAUCCGGAUUUUGAUUAUAAGGCUGUGGAUGAGAAUGAGGAAUAUGAUGAUCUUUCCGAGGAGCUGGAUAAAUACUUCGAGGAUGAGGACCCGGAGUGGGUUGUCGACGAUGCUCGUGGUGAGGAUGCUAGAGAGAAGCUUCAGGGUGAGACGGGCAUUCAGGAUUUCUGA
Messenger RNA from Penicillium manginii, 612 nucleotides. RefSeq lists its product as uncharacterized. Lineage: Eukaryota; Fungi; Ascomycota; Eurotiomycetes; Eurotiales; Aspergillaceae. The transcript is spliced from 2 exons. The record is from RefSeq and is a predicted model, not a curated record. The coding region runs from base 1 to 612 and encodes 203 amino acids.